Exophiala dermatitidis NIH/UT8656 is the source of this 1750-nucleotide messenger RNA. RefSeq lists its product as uncharacterized. The record is from RefSeq and is a predicted model, not a curated record. Lineage: Eukaryota; Fungi; Ascomycota; Eurotiomycetes; Chaetothyriales; Herpotrichiellaceae. The transcript is spliced from 2 exons. The coding region runs from base 781 to 1320 and encodes 179 amino acids.
CAAGUAUAUCCACCAAACUGGUAUACGAUCAAAGUACAUGGAGUAUACCUUCCACCGUACUCAACCAAAUCCGUGUCCACUGCACCACUAUGCGAAGCUGGCACGUUGGACUGGCCGACUUUCAGAAUAUUUUAGACGGCUGAUUCGUACAUAACGGUUGCCAGGACCGAAUCGGCGAAUCCGGGAUUCCAUGUCUUUUUGAUGGACGCUCUGGAUUGGGUACUUGCCGACGGGAGCUCGGACGUCCUUGGAUGCCGUUUGCCCCUUGAAUUCGCAGAUCGACCUGUUCGAUUGUUCUUACUUGUCCCAGCGAAUGUCGGUUACAGAAUCUAACCAGGCUCCCUGGCAGUUGCAGCUCUACACCAAAAUCAACGCGUCAUCGAAGAUCUGCAUAUGAUUGGAAAAAUGCUAUCAUUGACUGUUUUUGUUGUUGCCAACCUCCUCAAUGUCGGGUUUAUUGUUUUGAUUCCUGGAAGAUGUGGUGACCGGCCUAUAAUUAGGAAAUAAUGCCCGCAUACUACCGCUGCUAUAAAAUGUCGUGAAGGCAGCAUUGCCGAAAUUCAAGGUGAGCAGUUUUCACUUCUCGAAUCACUUAAAGGGAAGCAACGACGGAGAUCAUUCAUUGAAGACCCGCUCUUGUGACUCUGUAUCAAACUACUUGUUAUCUUCAUUCACUUGCUGUCUACUUUGUUCCACCACAAAUACGAAUCAACGUUCAAUCCAUUCCAAGAGAAAGAAUCUUGUGUUAGCCCCAACCUGUCAUCUCGUACUCCCAGCAAGAUGCACGUCCCGUUCUUCCUGGCAACCACGUUCACCAUGCUGGCCGGCAGCGCUCUGGCGCAAGCUGGGCGGCCAUGGAGCGAUUGGCCUGGCAAUAGGCACUCUUGCCUGAAUGACACCGGAGUCGCGUACCUCAUAAACGGAUACACCUACCUCCUCGAGCAUCCUGGCGGUCCGGAUUUCAACAUCACUGCAAACACCAUUCUGUCGGACGCGUUCUUUGUGUCUUCGGAUUCCAUCAACACUCUAUCCCAGCGACCACUUGGCCAACUCGCCUACCCCAGCAAAGAAGCCUUUAUCGCCUCGCAGUUCGUGACUCCACCACUCCCGGUUGUUGAGACGCUCGCCACCUUCCACAACUGCGACAGCAUAUCCUGGAGAUGGAACGCUUCAGGCAUCGGAAGCAACCAGUACGAAAUCAAGGGACUCAUCAACUUCGACGUCAAUGUGACGACGCUCCAGAUCAAUGGUGUCUAUUCCGAGUUCAACACCGCUGCUUUCCAGGCCGAUCUAGGCAAUCCAGAAUGCCAGCAGAAAUGAGAUCAUGGGAGAUCCUCUGAUGUCAGCCGACGGACCAUAGACGGAUUUGCUCCUUUACUAGACUGUUUGCCAGAAGGGCCAAAGUAAAGACAUGAAAAGAAAUGGAAGUGCCACGUACUCAUAAAUCGGAGAGGUCGAUUUCUAGAAAACCCAUAGGGUGGACUUUAGCAAAAGUUUAAUGGUUGCACAACCUUCCAUUAUCGCCCUAUACGGGACCAUACUCGGUAUGCUUGCGCAGAACCAGUCUAUCAAAUGUCUCUUCUUUUUCAGUAUCAAGAUUCCACUGUUACAAGAAGCCAUGCCCAGAUAGUUUGCCACCGGUAGCUGCGAAUUGUUCAGUUCAUAAAUACCGGCACACGCCAGCGCUGGCACACGCACGGACGAGAGAGUGAAGUCCAUUAAGACUUUGUGAAAAAAAAUUAAUCAAUCC